GUGUUUCCAUGCUCGUACGUCAUCCCUUGUCGGUGCGACUUUUAGCUGCACGUCUAAACUGUCCGUAACGAUUACGUCCCUGGCUAGUAAUCUCGAACCGUGGCUAGUUUGGUUUGCUGAUUCCAAGACGAUAUUAACUUUUUCUGUUUCAAUUGAGAUUGUUCCAGUCAACGACUUCACCGACAAUGUACCUCUCGAACCCUUCAAAUUAAGUUUCUUUGCUAAGCUGGUAUGGAUAAACGAGGCUUCGCUAGCUUGAUCUAACAGGGCGUAGGUAGUUAUCUCUCGACCAUCAGCACCAUGUACCUUAACUGCCACGACUGGAAGCGCUGUCGUGCCUCGACUUACUUGUGGAAGGACAUUCGCAGCGUUCGUCUGACGAAAUACUACCGUCUGCUUACCCGAGCUGCAUUCCCUUUGUUUUAGGAGCCAAUCAUAUGGCAGUGUUCAAAAAAGUUUGAGCCAAUUGGAAGCCGCCUUAUUGAGAGAUUAGCUACAGGGGAAACCCCUUGCACAUGCAUUGGAGUAUAUUGUUUGGGUUGAAACUUGAAAUUUGUUUACUUGCGUGGAUAUAUUUUGGAAACUAUAGCGUUGAACUUCACCAUGUUUACGUAGAAUAAUAUUGUGAUCAUAUUCUCGCAUGUUCAGCAAACAAUCUGUGUAUAUAAAGUGCUAAAGCAAUGCAGAAGGCGAAAUUUAAAUUUUUGUUAACAAUUACAAACAAUCAAUCGGGAAACUCGAGUAUAUCAGGAUAUGUCCAAAUGUUGCUCUUGAUACUUCCUAUAUGCCAUGACUUCGACGAAAACUUCUAAAAGAUUUAAUAAGCUCUCAUUGUCAUGCAGAAAAGUAUAGCCAAGUUAGAGUAUAAACGUUUCGAAGUUUGGGCGAAUUGGAAAAUUCAUCACGGCGCAAUUUUAAUACAAGUUUCUCGGGUUUGUGUUGUGUUUACAGUUUACAUUCAGAAGUGGUUGCUCAAACAGCAAAUUAGUUUACUUUGAAGCUAAUAUUUCGCUUUCUAAGCCACAGUAUUAUAUAAAAUUUUAUGUCUUCCGAGUUCUGUUGUCUUUAAUUUAAUAUAAAGAUUAACCGUUAAAAUUUCAGCGAAAUAUAUUCUGCAUUUGAUGCUGUCUGGCUAAGAUUCAUACAGUAUAAAUAUGCCAAUCCUGUCCGCGUUUUAAAUAUAACCGAACAUCUUUAAUUUCCAAAUCUGACUAUUAAUGGUGCAUUUUAUUACCUGGACAAGUAUCAGUAUCUUUAAAUUCAAUUUAUGUGUAAUUUUGACCAAAAUUCAACCGACGACUGCUUUCAAAAUAUAUAUUUAUAUUUAUUCCGCUCCUAAAUCAACUGACGUCACUUUCCAGAAUAUGGAAGGUAAAUUCUGAUUGGUCGACGUAGCGGAAUUCAGUUUGGCGCUCGGGUAGGCAGACGGUAGUAUUUCGUCGCUUGGCGUAAGAACUACAACGUCUGUGAGCAGGCUAGCCGGAAGCCGGAUGCCGGAAAAUUCGUUAAAUCCGGCCGGAAUUCCGGCCAGAUUUGAAAUCCGGUGCACCCCUAAUGGUCUCAACCGUUUUGUUCAAGAUUUUCUGAAAUAUAUUGCGCGGAAUUAAUUAACGGGGAAGAGUGUUCAUCAAGUUUGUCUUUGCAUUAUUUUUUUGGGUUCGUACUAAUUACCGACAACCACCGUCAAAUACCGACAACAAGCAGACAAGUACGGACAACAAGCAGACAAAUGCCGACAACAGCCGUAUAUCGACAAAAGCUGUGGAAACGUUUGUCUCGACAGCUUUAGCCGGGAUUGUAUCAUGCAUGGAUUUAUUCAUUUUUGUAUCAUUUUUGUAUUUUUUAGUAUGCGUGUCAUGGUGGGCAUGUCAAAGUAUGCGAAAUGCUCGUGUUUCGACGUAGUGCAGCAAUACAAGAGCGUUCAUUUGGUGAAGGAUACGUAGCUCUACAUAUAGCUGCCAUGCGAGGUCAUAAAGAUUGUGUAGAACUUUUAUUAAGAGUAGGAGCACCUCCACAACCAAGAACACAUGAUGGAGACACACCCAAAGAUCUCGCUAAAGAUAAUGGAUAUUACGACUUAGCAGUUUAUUUAGGUGAGCAGUUUAUUGAUAGGCACUGAUACUUUCGAGUAAAACAUUAAUUCUCACAAUCAACACUGAAAGAUGCUAUCUCUUGUCAACGCCUGUCAACGCCUGGCCUUCGCCAGCAACUUUUUGUUGCUUUCUGAUAAUAAUCUGGAUUUUACAACUCUAAUUUUGCUUACUUGUUUUGACAACAAUAUUAGCGGAGUCGAAUUGUUGCGUUACAAUCACUGACCUGAAUCUGCCUCGUAUACCCAGGCGUCUCUUUGUAAAAAACAGCAAUGCGCGUAUGACGAGUUUACAUGAAGUAUUGUAGUGGUGAGAGAAAGGUCCAACAGCCCCUUCGCGCGUCGCCUGCCUGCCUAAAUACUUCACAUAUUAUAUUUAAUAUUUAAAGCGCCUGGGUACGAGGCAGGGCCUGAAUAAUAAUAGGUCAGUGGUUACAAUGCACGCUUAUUGCUCUAAUAUUAACGGAUCAAUUUGAGCGAGAAUUUGUUCCGGGGUACUUUUUGUGCAGAUAUUAGAGCAAACGCCUCACGACCAUGUUAAUUGUUUGAAAUGAUUUUUUCAGAAAGUUUUGUUGUUCCUGCCCCAAAGUCGAAACCAAAACACUGGCUUCAUGAAAACGUGGAUAGAGAGGUAUUCAUCCCAUUAGCACUGUAUUAUUAAUUUGCUUUGGAUACUGACUUUUCGCUCAUGAUUACUUUUCUCCUGAUGCGAAACCUCUGCAUUUCCAGUUACCCCCUACCCCUCCUCUAUUUGUCUACAGUAUGAAGUAAAGAUAGGGGUUAUAAUGGGAUUAUUUUAAGUGACCAAUAUUAUUUACCUACUACGAUUACUCCUUUCCAUGAUUAAAGUCAUACUAAAUUAAAUACUUGAAAGUCCUGUUGAGAGAUUAAUCAUUUCACAAAUAUUACUCAAGUCUAAAUUUUGAUAAACAAGGACCGUUGAUCACUUUCUCUGCUCGCGUUCUGUUUGGUGAACAAAACCCGAAUUUAUGAAUCAGAUAAAGUGUACUUGAAUGUACAUUGAGCGUAAACCUUUGCUUUGUUUUUUUAAUGGUUCACAGGCAGCAGUGGCGUUGUUAUAUAAAUGGCAAUGUACUGAUGGAUUAUUUCUAAUAAGAUCCAGUAGAGAGCGUGUAGCCUGGAGUGUUCACGUUCUAACUAUGGCUGUACGAAAUAUGCCUUAUCAUUUUCAGAUAAAAAGCAAGGUAUGUGAAGCCCAGCGGGCCACUUCUGACUGUUCUGUCACGUUAUAACGUUCUGCUGUAGUGCUGUGUGUCUACAUGACAGGAUGUAUAAAAAGAAGAACAUUUUCAAAAUUAUGUGAAUAUAUAUGGUAGUUAAGAUUCUUCUGAUUUCUUGAACAUUUUUUUUCUAAAUUGGCAAAUUGUGCUGCAACUUGCUUCUGGUGCAGAGUCAUGUUAUGUAAAAGGUAUUCACAGUAAAACUGAGAACUUGCCCCACAUUUCAUUCCGCCUGUCUUUUCCCAUUGGAAAAAUAUCAGAUCACUGAUUUUCUGUUAAAUGUUAAUAUUUGUGCGUUGCAUUUAAGGUUGUAGCAAAAACUGCUUACUUCGUGUAACAUGGCUGUAUGACUUAAAAGUCUUUUCCGGACCGUCUCGGUCACUAAUUAAAAAAUGGACUUUUUGCCGCAUGACUAUUCCGUGAUGGUUGAUUUCAUGCAUAAUGAAAUUUCUUUCAAUUUAUGUACACAUCUUUAGCAGAUGGAACUUUAAGUUUUAGAAGGUGGAAGACUCUUUCUUAACGAUACUCACAUUCAUAAAUUUUAAAUUUUUUUACAAUUUUUUUUUCAAUUUAGUAGCCAUUUGAAAAUUUCUACUUUUUUAUACAUCCUGUAUAUUACUAUUUGUUAAGUAGAACACGUUAGAAACAUACUGAUUGUAUCUGAGUUCUUCCAUCGAACUUUGCCAGAUAUGCGACAGUUUCUCCAGGUUCUGAAUUUGCAUUUUUCAACUGUUCCUAAAAUGUGCGUGAAACAAUGGAAGAUGUAACCGCAUCAUGUACGUCAUCAUUCUCGUACCCAGAGCCCUUCUUACGCGCGGUGCGACGAGGGGCUCUGGCCAAAUCCAUAUUCCGAACUGGCAUCUGAUUGGCUAGUUCUAACACCGGACAUUGUUUUCUUACCAUGUUUUUAUGGUAUCCGGUUAUGGAUUUGGCCAGAGCCCCUCGUCGCACCGCGCGUAAGAAGGGCUCUGGGUACGAGAAUGGUACGUCAUGCAACGCAAACAAAGUACAUAAUAUGUAUUUACAACGUGUUUAUGUUACAUGUUAUAUUUAUACAUGUUUGUUAGUGAUUGACCGAUUGUGCAACAAUCCAGCCUCGUCCCCUUGCGCUUUGAUUCGCUUCGGAACCCGCGCGUCUAAGUUGGAGCCUGGGGACGAGGCUGGUAACAAACAAAUUACCGAUUAUUCAUGCCACAAUCUACCCGAUGCCGAUACCGAUUUUAUAAUGACGUCAUAAUAUAAGUCGACCGAGUAAAGGUGACGUCAUUCAUGUUGAUUUUUUAACGAUAAUUUCCAACGUAACAUUUUACUGCAACCAAAGAUCGUUAAAACCGUUGAUAAAUGACACGCUUCACGCAUUAAUUUAACCUUAACAUAUUGCGUUAAAAUGCAACGUGUAUCAACGUGCAAUGCAUAUAAGUGCUUAUUUUCUCAACAAUCGGUUUUACACAAUCAGAAAUAUAGACUAUUAAUUCUACCGAUUCCGAUUGUCUACCGAAGUACCGAUAAGGCAAAAAUCGGCCCCGAUACCGAUUAUCGGUCAAUUACUAUAAUGUUUGUCUUUCUUAGGGUGACCGUUGGUUUUACAUUGAUGAUGGUCCAUUAUUCGAAACUCUACCACACCUGGUUGACUAUUACGGUGCAUUAGCUGAUGGUUUACCACACCAGUUACUACGAGCUAUUCAACCAAAUGGAAAUCCACCAAUAGCUCUACAGUACAACACGAUACCAUUACCAUCUCCAUCUAUACCUAAUUUCAAUAAUCAUAUUAAUACUCUUGUACCCCAGGUACGUCAACUAUCAUGGCUAGUGGCUGGCAUCAUGGCCUAUUCUAGUGCGCAGCGUUGCACACGUUGUGCAUGCAGUAUUAACUGGAAAUUGUGCAAUAUUGAAAAUUUGAAACUUUGUAUUACAAGACAGUGCUAUAGUAUAAACGUUGAACAUGAUUUAGGCCACAAGAGUACAAACAAAGGAGAGGCAGGCGCUACGGUUAAGAUUAAUGAUAAUGAACAUGAAAAAGUUCAAAAGGAAAUUUUCAACCGUUUUUAACAAAUAAAUAGAUGUUGCGUUAUUAAGACAACCCUCAAAAACAGUAUUCAGGCUCAUUUGUCAUAAAAUAGGCCAGAACACCUGUCAUAAAAUAGGCCAUGAUUGGUAAACGGUUUUGGCAAGUGGUCUGUUAUGUGCCAUUGUUCUAAUUCAAUGAAAGCAUCGGUUUUAGUAUAUUGUAUAUCACGAUGCUGGUGGCAUGGUAUGUACAGUAGUGCACGUACCCUUAAUUUGACCACUGCAACCAGAUUCGAUUUCUGCAAUAAAGUCGCAUGUAAAAAGAAUACUUUCAAUCUACCGAACACCGCAGGUUUUCUCCGCUACUCAGAUUUCCUCGUACAAUAUUACUGGAUCAAAGAGCGAUGACCCUUACUGGACCUCUAGGAAGAACAGUCUAAGACUGAUAAAGCCACCAAUAUAAUAAGUAGUUUUGAAAUCGUAUACAGGUAAAAGGUAUACACUUCUUAUGUAUUUACAAUAUUAUCAUUAUUAGCCUCCACCCAAGCCUCCGAUAGUACGUCGUGCAAAAAGCCUUGAUACCCCAGACGAUGACCCUAAUGACUACCUCAAGUUAGAAGAACAAUCAUCACGACAACCUCCUGGGAGAAGACAACCCCCUCCCCCACCCAAAAUUAAUCCUCCCCCACCCAAAAUUAGUCCUCCCCCACCCAGAAUUAGUUCCUCGAAAUUUAAUAGACCCCCGCCCCCGCUUCCCACCCCAGAGCACGAAAGCAAACCACGAACAAUUAUUAACUUGAGUGAACUUGAGAAAAGUACGGAACUUGGGCAAGGAGAGUUUGGUUCUGUCUUACGAGGAGUGUGGAGGAAUCCUAAUGGCGCUGCUGUGAGUAAAUACAUAUAAUGUGGUAAUCGUUAAAAGAUGCUGCAUGUUAUAAUCAUAAACAAUUUUACUAACGAGGUUAUAGUUGAAGGAUGCAGUUACAUGAAUAGUGUAGACAAUAUUUGGACAUUUCGAGCUUAGGCUCUUCGUCUGGAAGUAAGUAUUCCAUACGAAGGACUUUCAUUCAAGACGUCGAAGUAUUUCCUAUAUGUUCAUGUUGUUGCAUUAUUCUACAACCUCGUAAAACUGUGCAUGGCUACCUACACUAGAACACUCAAGAUGAAGCAACCUUGUUCUAUGAAGUUUUUCCGCAGACCACCCGCGAUUGGUACAGCCGCAGCAAGUUGUAUUCUUCCGAAAUCCCUCUAGUUUUACUUGUAGACGUAUACACAUAGGCGUAUGAGAGCGGGGAGCGAUGGGGGCAGCUCCCCACCCAAUCAUUCUUCUUAAAAAAAGGGCAAUUCUAAUUAAAAUCGGGCAAGUUAGUGAAGGGAAACGCUCCGGGUAUUAAAAUCGUCAAAAAAGGAAGAAAUAUGUAACGUUGGCAAAAUGUCGUAACUGAAUUCUCGAAACUGAUGACCCGCCGCCGAGUUCCCCCCCCCCCCUUCACAAAUUACGGGACAUUUAUGACGCAAAAUUAUUAUGGUCCACCCCCACCCCCUAUUUUUUCCUCCAGUACGCCUAUGCGCAUACAGAUUUGAGUAAAUUUUUCAUCCAAGUAAACGUUUAAAUAUUGAGUUGAUUAAAAUUCUGCGUUACUUCUAUUAUUUUGGACAUCAAAGGGGGCCGCAGGUUCUGUUAUUGAUAUCCACUACAAAUACUUAUUUUUGUUCAUUUAUAGAUGGAGGUGGCACUUAAAACACUUCAUCCAGAUAAAAUUACACAAGGAGAACAGGUACUGUAUUCUGUGGUUUUAGUUGUGCUGUUGCUAGUGCCGUCCUGUACUGUACUGUACUGUACUGUACUAUACUAUACUGUUCUGUGCUGUACUGCGCUGUACUGUGUACUGUACUGUACUGUACUGUACGGUACCGUAUUAUACUGUACUGUACUGUACUGUCUUCGUCAUCGUUCGUUUUUGCGUUCUUGGUACAACGUCCACCAAGUUUGUGCGAGAAGUUUGCUCCACUAACCUCUUCCUCAAGAAAUCUGUUUUUGUUGAUUUAAAAAUAUGAUAUCAAUCUUGUCACUAACGUGUUUGUUUGAUUCCAGGAGUUUUUGCGUGAAGCUCAAGUCAUGUCAGGUCUAAACCAUCCAUGUAUUGUUAAACUUCUUGGCGUCUGCCUUGGACCACCUCUUAUACUUGUAAGUAUUAUCAGUGAUCGUUUUACCUGCAGAAGAUUUUCUUUACAAAUGCACUAUGUUGUGUGAUUUUAAAGAUAAGUUGGUUUGGGGAAGAUUUAUAUAUUAAUAAAGCUGAACAAAAUAUUUAUUAUAACUUUUUCAGGUGCAGGAAUUAGUGAGUAUGGGUGCGUUGUUGGAUUAUCUUACUACUUUUGUGGAAGAAAUAUAUUUGGGUGAUCUCAAACUGUGGGCUGCUCAAAUUGCUUGGGGAAUGAUGUACCUGGAGGAAAAACGUUUUGUACAUCGUGAUCUUGCGACGAGGAAUAUUCUAUUACAGUCUAAAAACCAGGUACGUAAAGUGUUUAUGCAACAAAAUUUCACACGUUUUUAUGAUUGCAUUGGAAGGAAAAUUCAAAUUGACCAAAUAAGAUACUUUGCCAAACUAUUUUAACUUACUUCACUCUUGAGAUAUUUAACAAUUUUUGUUAAUUAUGCAAAUUAUCCUCACUAUGACGUCACAUUUUGUAAUGUUUCUGAAAAAUCUUUUAUAACUCUUAUAACUGAUCCAAAAUAGGUCGACAUUAAUAAAAUAUAUAUUACUCUCAUCAAUAUAACAUAACACAUAUGAACGGUUUUAUGGUUUCGAUGCACAAUAUCUCAAGAUCUUGAAGUUUUUAAGAAAGCAUUUUAAUGUGACGUCAUAGUGAGCAUAUAAAGAUGUUUUAAAAAUAUCUCAAGAAUAACGCAAACUGAGAUAGUUCGGCAAUUGCAGUUUGCAAAGUACUGUUUUUGAAAAACGGCCUAUGAAAAAUAAUGUAACAAUUGAUAGGCAAUCGUAAUUAAUUAAUUAAUUGAAUAAAUUUAUAGAUACAACAACAAGUACAAUCAUAAAAAAUGGUGUUGCAUAAGCACUUUAAAUCAUAAAACAAUUUCAUGUAUAAGCACUUUAAAUCAUAAAACAAUUUCAUGCAUAAGCACUUUAAAUCAUAAAAAAAAUUCGAGCAUAAGCACUUUAAAGUGCAAAUGACGCGCAACCGUUUAUUGUUGCGAACGAACUCAAAAAACGAACGAACUCAAAAUUUUCUUUAAUAAAGCAAUGCAAGGGACUUGACUGCAUGCACGAAUUAAUUGGAUCUAUAAACUUGUCUUUUAUGGUGCAUGAAAAUCGUCUUUGAUGACUGUAGAUUGAGAUAUAUAGUCGGCCACCCAUUCUCUCGCUACCUAUACGACUAAAUGUAAACAUGGCUGAAGGGAGAUUGUUUUUUUCCCAUAUGUGUAUAUCUUCAAGAAAACAUAGGCCCACUGUCAUAUAUCUAAUGAAAAACCAAACCAUUUACUUCGUUUAGAUAAAAAUAAGUGAUUUUGGUCUAUCGCGAGCAAUUGGUUCUGGAAGUAAUUAUUACAUAGCUUCAAAAGGUGGUCGAUGGCCUGUCAAAUGGUAA
This is a messenger RNA of Paramuricea clavata, 8946 nucleotides long. Lineage: Eukaryota; Metazoa; Cnidaria; Anthozoa; Malacalcyonacea; Plexauridae. The record is from the annotation of a GenBank genome assembly.